AUGAUUAAUACGGUUGAAUUUCUACUUAAUUGUAUAACACUUGUGAUUGGUAUAUGUACAUGGAUGAUGAUACUAAUGAUUUUAAUGUUAAUUUUUUAUUAUUUAUUUCAUAAUCGUAUAAAACAAGAAGACAAAAUGACAAUUAUUCAUGGUAUUAAUAUGUAUAUAUUAUUAUUGAUAUUUACAACAAUUUCAGUUUCAUUUAAUAUUCAAACAAUGUUAGGUGACUUAAACGAACAAAAUUUUAAUUCAUUUUCAUGUAUACUUGCAGGAUAUUUUGUCAUCGUUUCUAUUAAUUCUUUAUAUUAUGUUUUCUUCAAUCAGGCUUUGUUUCGUCUUUGCCGAAUUGUAUAUUCAACAUAUGAAUGGAUUCAAUUAUCAUGGAUUCAUAUAAUUUUAUCUCCUAUUGAAAUUAUUUUAAUUUGUAUUCUUUAUUCUCCAGCAUUUGUCUGGCAUGAUAUUGUUUAUUUAACAAAAGAAUAUUAUUGUUUCAUAGAUUAUACAAAUCUUCGUCUAUCACUUUGGGUUUCAUUUAAUACAUAUGGUAUUCCUUUAUGUCUUUUAAUGUUAGUUUAUUUACGAAUUACAAUAUUUAUUCGUCAACAAUCAAAUAAUUUAACAUGGUUGACUAAAAAAACGUCAACAACAAGAUUUAAUUGUUAUUCGACAUUUUAUAUAACAGGUAAAUUACAUCCACUUUUCUAUCGUAUUUUAUGGUUUUCUGUUACUUUAUCAAUGAUGAUAUUAACAAUAACAAUGAUUAUUUUAACACCACAAUUGAAGAAAAUUGUUUUUAAAUAUUUUCGACACAAUCGUGUCAUACCAAUAAAUAGAACAUUACCAAAUCAAAAUCAAAAUCAACAAAGAUAUAUUACAACUAUUCUAUAA
Adineta steineri is the source of this 888-nucleotide messenger RNA. Lineage: Eukaryota; Metazoa; Rotifera; Eurotatoria; Adinetida; Adinetidae. The record is from the annotation of a GenBank genome assembly.